Molecule: messenger RNA, 1169 nt
Organism: Parathielavia appendiculata
Lineage: Eukaryota; Fungi; Ascomycota; Sordariomycetes; Sordariales; Chaetomiaceae
Exons: 1
Coding region: 67-1134 (355 amino acids)
Source: RefSeq, a predicted model, not a curated record
CUUUCCGCCCAACCCAAAUUUGCUCCUCGCAAACUGAGGAAAACAUCAACGGCAGGACCCAGUACGAUGAGAUCGAGCGUCCUGGCUCUCUUUGUUUUCGGGGCCCUUGCCCGCUCGGCCUGGGCCACCGCCUUCCGAGAGUGGUACCCCGAGUAUGCGCCCAUCCUCCAGAACACGCUCGAGACGGUGUGCGCGGCCGAGUACCAUGCCUGGGCGGCGGGCUUGCCGGCGCCCCCGGACAGUUACGCAGCCAACGGCACGACCUCGGCUGGGCAAGCCGUGGUGCAAUGCAUCCUCUCGACCACGUCCGAGUUCAUGAAGUCCAACAUGGCCUCCGCCGCCGUGCUCCUCGGCAUCAUGCCCUUUGCCCUGUCGGUGCUCGGAUCCAGCAGCGAGGAAAGCGCGCUGCUGUAUGUCAUUGCGCGCCGGCCCCUCCUGACGACAUUACUGCUGGCGGGCGCUCCCGUCGUGGUCGCGCUGCGGCCGUUUGAGUACAAGGACCCCGUCGGCAUUCUCCGGGCGCGCGAGGGCCGAUUCUACAGCUUCAAGCUCGGGCCCGACUGGUUCGUCCUCCUGCUCGAGUACACGGUGGCUCUCGCGUCGGUCGCCAACGUAGUGCACGUCACGUACGGGCUCAGCGUCGGCGUGACGACCAUCAUCAUGCCCGACGCGAGCUACCUGCCGGGCCUGUGGGCGGUCACGGGCAUCGUGGUCCACGUCAUCGGCGCGCUGUGCCUCAAGUCGCGGCUGAAGCUGUUGACGCCUCGCGACGAGCCCAUCGUCAACGCGGAGUUCAUCCUCUCGGCCAAGAAGAACAUCACCGUCGAGACGAUCCCCGAGAACAAGGUCUUUCUGGCGCUGUCCUGGCUCACGUCGGUCACGACGACGUUCCACGUCAUCUUCGGCACCCUGGCCUUCUCGAGCAUGCAAUUCAUCUCGGUGCGGGAUGCUUUUGGCGUCAUCGGCCGCUUCACCGCCUCCGUCACCAUCUGCCGCGUGGUGCUCAUGUACGAACUCUCAGGGCUCCGAUCAUCAGUCGACGACGGGACGCAGGAGGCUCGACGGGACGGCGAUGGCCAGGAUCCCACCGAUAGUGUGAAAUACGGGCAGCGCAUCUUUACAUUUUCGCCAUGAGUGGGCAAAUAUGUGUUACGGGCGGCAUGGAGAGG